UCGCAACAGCCGCUCGCCGCGCCUAGGGAGGCAGGAGCUGCUCUGACUCUCUCUAGUAUUUGCAUUAACCACGUGAUUAUUACUUAAACAAACGACAAUAGAUCUCAGUCAUGUAGCCCAGUUUACAAUGACUGCGUGCCAUCCUUAAAGAAAACAUGAUCCGACAUGCUAAAGUAAAUUGAGUGUAGAGAGAAAAGAUCGCGGGUGGAUGUAACAGCUGGUUUGGUUGCACGAGAAUGUGCCAAAGGUGAUUGAAAAUGGAGUGGCUAGCAAAGAAAGUGGUGGCUGGCAUUGUGAACAGAUAUUUUGGUCAGUACCUUGAAGAUAUUAACACCCAGGAAGUAAACGAUGCUCUUCUAUCGGGUCAGGUCAAUCUUACAAACCUCAAGAUACGACGGGAUGCUCUAUCAGUACUAGAUUUGUACUAUGGAAGUCCACUGCCAAUUGAAGUUAAAAAGGGGACCAUUGGCAGAAUAUCACUCACCAUCCCAUACAGCAGUUUCUUCACACAGCCUGUUGUCAUUAACAUUGAGGAUGUGUUUGUGCUUGUCACUCCCAUUGUGGAAUAUGAUGAGGAGCGGGAGAGAGAUUUGGAUCGUGCAAGAAAGAAACAGACUCUCUCCCAUUUAUUUCCAGACCCAACACCAGUCCAUGCAUCUCUAGACACAACGAGCCUUUGGGGCCUGCUAUACAACAGAAUAUGGAAUAAUCUUGAACUCCACAUAAACAACGUCCACAUCCGCUAUGAAGAUGCAACUUCCUGUCAUGAACCGCUUGUUAUUGGCUUUUGCUUGCAAAGCUUGGCAGCAGAUACCACCAAUCAUAAAUGGAAGAAGGCACAGGUGGAUGGCAAUGCUGUUACAAUCAACAAAGUUGUUGAUUUUGUUUCUGCUUCCUUGUACAUCAAUCCCCGUAGUGAUCGUCAACGACUAGUGAAACCACACAUUAAUUCAGAUUUGUGGCAGCAGUACUUGCAACAGGGUCUUGAUACUUUUUCAAUCAAUGAUGAACCGUUCCAAUUUAUUCUGCAGCCUGUCAGAUGUAAGGUAAAGAUGAGGCAACAGAUGAGGCGUGAAGCAAGAGUACCAGGGUUAUUGGUUGAUGCUGUAGUGAAAGAUGCAGCACUUACUCUGUCUCACCAACAGUACACAGCACUUAAUGAACUAAUUGUAGCUUUUGAUGCCAUUAAUACAAACAGGCGGUUUUUGAAGUAUAAACCAGAUGUACCUUUGAAGCGGCAUGCAGUUGAGUGGUGGCAAUAUGCAAUCAAAGCUGUUAUACAUGAGUACAUCAGACCCUACUCAUGGGCAAGAAUAAAAAAUCAUAGAGCCCAAUACAGGAGUUACCUGCACCUCUACAAGAAACAUCUUAUAGAGGGUUACAACAGUGAACUUGAAGCUGAUUUGCUGAAAAUUGAAGAUGCUUUAAGUCUCACAAAUAUUGUGCUUGCUCGUAUGCAUGCCAAGAUUAAGGUAUCCCAAGAUGAGCCAGAAAUGGUUCACCCAGUGGAAUCCUCAGGGAAUGGCUGGUUCUCUUGGUUGUGGGCCAAGAGAGGAACAGAUGUAAUUGAUGGAGAUGAUGAAUGUGUUGAUAUUGUUGGAUCAAGAAGAAAGAAUGGCGUGUUUUCCUCCUUAACUGAUGAUGAACGUCACCAACUUCAUGCUGCUUUAGUACAACUAGAAGCACCAGUAGAUAAUGAAAAACACCGAGAUGACAUUGAUCAAAAAGUGUAUUUCUCCCUGCAAAAUGUCAGCCUAACAUUAAAGGACACAGUUCAUGACAUAGCUCUUGCAACGCUUUCUGGAUUUGUUAUGAGUGCUGAAAAUCGUAAUGGCAUAAAGUAUCAAAAGUUAUCAGCAAAAGCAGAAUCAUUCAAUCUUGAAGCAGCCAACAUGGACCAAGAGCUUGUUUAUGUCAUGAAGCUUGUGGAGCCUACUCCAUCUGCAGGUUAUGGCAUUGCUUUUUCGGUUGACCUCGAACGAAAUCCAAUGAAUGUCGGGUCAGAUUAUGCAGUAACAAUGAAAUUAGAUCCACUGGAGCUGCUAUAUAACCAGCAUGCUUGUGCAGAGAUCGUUUACUUCUUCCGAGUUCCUCACAAAAAGUACAGAGGAUUUGAAGAAGUGGCCCGGGAUACCCUCAAUGAGAUGGUCAAUACUGGCAGAGCAGCAGUUGAAUACGCAAUUGCGCGACACAAGACUGUCAACUUGGAUAUAGAUAUAAAGAGCCCAUAUAUUGUACUGCCAGAACAUGGUUCAAUACAGAAAGGAGGCAAUGUGUUAGUAUUAGAUAUGGGUGGACUAAAGGUCAACAGUGAGAUAGGAGGCCAAACUGUUGAUUUGGAGGAUGCAACAAGGAUGGAACUUGAAGAACGUCUGUACGAUCGGUUAACCAUUACAGUAAAUCAACUCCAAGUACUGUUUGCUGAUUCAGGUGAUGAGUGGCGGGUCCACAGAACACGUGAUGAUUCUGAUUCUCACCUUCUGCCUAGAGUAAGAGUUAAGGUUGAUUUGGCCAAUAGCAUUCAUCCUGAAUAUCGACAACAGCCAAGACAGAAGAUAGAUAUCCACAUUACACCUCUGAAAUUGAAUCUAUCAGACAGCCGCUUAAGUCAUCUUGUAGAAUUUGCUCAUCAUUUGCCUGUACUGCAUUCAGGAAUGAUUAUUCCAGAUUCUGUCGACAAUGGAAGAUUACCAAGACAGGAUCUAGAUCUUCAGCACUGCUUAAUAGAACCAAAUGUGUCUGAAUUGUUGGGAAUAAGAGAUAACUUGUUGAACCGUCUUAAGAAGAAACUGAUACCUGAUAAUACAGAUAUGCAUGCAACACCUCCUCUACUCAGACAUGUAAGGCCUCUCUCAUCAGUUGACACAAUUUCUCAAACAAGUCUUGAAUUGGAAAAAUAUUUCUCAGCUUCAGAUAACAGUGAUGAUGAAGGAGAGACUUGGGGAAAACCAGUUGAUGUACCUGGGUUUGAAGACAACACAUCCCCUAAAAAUAUGAUUACUAUUUUGUCACGUUUUUGUAUAGAUGAAAUUGUAGUAGGCAUAUCACGCUCAAAUGAACAUGGGGAAAGACCUUAUUUGAUGGUGAGAGCUACACAUCUUGUAGUAGAGUCAGCCAUGAUGGAUUAUGGACCAGCGGUACAAGUUACUCUGAGUUCUCUUCAUCUUGUUGAUAAGUAUCAUCAUAAUCCCACUGGGGAAUAUUUGGAGCUGGUCUCAUCACCACAGACUGGAUGUGUAGCAACUAUAUUGUAUCGCAAAGUACGUGCCAAUUGUCCAGAUUUCAAAUCUCAUUUUCACUCAUGUGAACAGAGCUUAGUUGUUGAUUUUUCAACACUGAAUUUAGUGUGGCAUAGAGGUUCUAUUAUAACACUAACCAAUUUUCUUACAUUACUGUCAGCUAAGUUAGGGCAUAUUGAGCAAAAGAUACCAAAAGUAAGUAUCCCCAACAGCUUCAUGACAUGGCUGACUUCGGGGCCAGAGGAUCCUCCUGUUCCAUCAGGGGCAACCAAGUGGUCCUUUGCUACACAUCUCCAUACUCUCAGCUUGAAACUGUGUGAUAAUGAGGUUGAAUUUUUACAAGCAAAGAUUGGAGGUCUACAAGGUGAAUGUGUCUUUAAGGCUAAUGAAAAGAAAAUUCUUCGAGCAUCUCUAUUAGAGUUGGUUGUAGAUGAUCUCUCAGAUAUGACUCUCCAUCCACGAAUAAUUGAAAUAGAGGAAGAUAGAGUAUUUGACAUAAAGUUGGUUCACUUCAGUCCAACUCAUAAAGGUGUUGAAGAAAUUGACACUUCUCCACAUGGCAUAAAUCCUGAUGCAUCACUCAGGAUCAGAAUUGGAAGAGUACAGUGUGUGUUCCUCUGUAAGUUCUUUGCAGACCUCCAAAGGUUCAUGGAACCAGUGUUGAACAGAGAGGGAACUCAGAUUGCUUUUAAGCAUGCAGAAAAAGCAGCAGGGGCAAGUAUUGAUGAGCUGGUUUCAGGAAGGAAGAUCAGCCUAAGUAUUGAUAUUCAUGCACCAACAGUCCUCGUUCCUCAAAAGUCUGACUCUCCAAGUUUGUUAGUGUUUAAUCUUGGAGAUCUUAAGAUUGACAACUUGUUCAAGGCAGUGCCAGGAGGAGGAGGUGGUGCUAUAGAAAACAUUCUAGUUGAGCUUGGACCCCUGCAGAUAUAUAGAGCUGUGAUGACCUUGGGUGGUGGAUUAGAGAUGCAAGAAGAUAUAUUAGAACCUGCAGUCAUUAGAGCAGAUGUCAAACGUUCCUUGAUACCUCAGUGCAGAGAUCUUUUAUCUUGGGAUAUUGGCAUACACAUGGGGGCUCUAUGCAUAAAUAUGGGGCAGUGUGACCUCAAUACCAUUUUGGCUGUUAUGACACAGAAUAGGGCUGAGGCUCAAUUUACAGAUACAAACAUUCACUCCCAGCCACUCACACCAGUUGAUCUUGGUACUCCAGUAGUUGGUGAUGAUAAUGUUGGUCGGUUGCAAGCAUUUCUUACACAUUCAGUGGAUAUCUACCGAAUUGCUGAUGCUCUCAUAUCUCUGGAUGGGCUGACAGUGACUCUUUAUACUGAUAUGGAUGAAGUUCUAAGUUCACCUGUUCGUGAUGCAGCAAGUGCAUUGUGUCGUUUGGAAGUUGGAGAGAUUGAAGUGCAUGGAGAUAUGAAUAGUGACCGAAGCAUGGAUGUACGGCUUACAUUGCACUCUUUUGAUUUAUUUGAUGUGAGAACAGAUAACAGUCAUGCAGUAAAAAAAAUAUUUGGUCAGUAUAGCAGUGAAAUGCAGAUGAAUUUUGGAAGAUUUAGUGUGAGUGUCCCACCAAUGAUGGAUCUUAUGUAUAAAGUUAGUCCAAAUGGUGAUGCAGCAAUUGAGGCCAGUGUAGAAAGAACAAGACUAAACAUGUCUGUGGGAUUUGCAAUUGCAAUGUACAAAUAUGUGAAUGGUGCAAUACCAAGUACUGCAAGUACCAGUGGAGGUAUUCUUAAUCCAGGUUUUGUUGGUGACCUUGGAACUACUGUAGAUGGUGUGAGAAUUAUUCGGCGGCCUCCAAGUUCAGUGGACAGCACGAGUGGUUACCUGUCAACAGUCACAAGCAAUAUGGAUGAUCAGAAGACUCUGUCCAUAUCACUUAAGGUUAAAAGACCAGAGAUAGUACUUUUUGCAGACCCAGAUGAGACAGUUAGCAGAGUUUUGGUUAUGAGGUGUGAAAUCCAUGUAGAUUAUUCCAGACAUCCAGGUAAUGAGAGUUUCCACUUCUCAUUAGAUGGAUGUCAAGUAUUUGCUACCAUGUAUACUUAUCAUGGUCAAAGCCCAUACUCCAUCAUGAUGCCAUGUGACAUUGAAGGAUCCUGGGUAUUUAGAAGUGUAGAGGAAGGUGUGCGAGCAGAACUUAAAGUCUCUCAUAUCCAUCUUCAUCUGAAUCCUCCAAUAGUACAUUUGCUUAUCAAUGUAGUGGAAGAACUGAUGAGGAACCUCAGCCCUCCAAUGAUACCCUUUAGACUUCAGCGACCAACAGCUGACCUGGAUGACCUCUGGUCUCCAAAGCCUCUUACAGCCAACAUUUCUCCCACACAUCCUGAUGAUGAAGUGUAUAUUAAACCAGAAUAUCCUUCAACUAAACCUCAGCAGAGACUGGUUAUCAGGUGCUCAGUUAUCUCUGUGUCCUUUGAGAGGCAGUCAUUGAAGUCAGCUGUUCCGGUGCUUUUGAUGAAGGCAGCCUUGAAUACUGAGAUCAAUGAUUGGUCAAAGCUCAUGUACACUAAAGCUGAAAUACAGUUACAACUGUCUUGUUACAAUAAAGAGUUUUCUACUUGGGAACCAGUCAUUGAACCAGUCAGUGAAGAUGGUAAAGUGAUGAGACCAUGGGAGGCUCUUAUCCGCACCCUGCAGCAUCAGGCUCAGCCCAUUGGCAUCAAGCGCAAUCGAUCAGGCCCGCACUAUGAUUCUGUUGACAGUGGUUCUUCAAACAACAGAAACAGCUAUAUCAGCUGUGUUUUAGAUGAUUCAGAUUCUUCAACAGAUGAAGAACACCAGGAUAAUGAAAUGGUUGUUUUGAAGCCUCAUGCAACAUCUAAGAUCAAGCGCUCUAGCAUUAAGCGUUCCACUGCAGAUCUUGGAAGUUUCACAGGUUAUCCAUUGGAUUCAGAUUCUGAAACUGAAGAUGGAUUAAUACACAAGAUAUCAAGUGCAUUCUCCCACAUGUUCUCUAGUGACUCUGAGGGAUCAGAAGAAGAAGAGAGUAGUGAUGAUAUACUUGAGGAUGAUAAAAAGCGAGUCAGGGAUCGGCACGAAAGAUCUUUAUCAUCUGCAGAAGGACAGGAUUCUCAAGAGGAAGCUGAUGGAGUCUUCAACCCCCCCCAGCUUAUUCCAGAUGCAGUGGAUGGUCCUGCUCUAACCCCAGAAGAUGCAGAAACAGGAGAGCUUGCUACCUGCAUUUUUGUUGACUCAAGGGAUCAUAUGGAAGUAUCAUUGACACCACACAUUAUGACUUCAAUUUAUGAUCUUGUAACUGAAUAUUUAGAUAAACCUGAGAAACCACAACCCAUUGUGUCCAGUGCUAACCCAAUUGCUCAAGAAAUCGUCGUUGUAAAUGAAAUUGGACCAAACUCAAAAGUCACAGUUGUGGCCCAAGAAGAGGUUGAUGGAGAGACCAGAUUUGAAGUCUUAACCUCAGCCAAAUACCAAGAGCCAGAUUCUCUGCCUUCAAGCCCAGCAUCUGGAAAGAGCCGCAGUCGUGGAGAAUCAGCUUCUGAUGAUGAAGGCUGGCCGGAAGGAAUGGGAGACUGGGACCACUUAAGUCUGAAUUCCUGUCCAGCUAUCUCAAUCUCGGGUCAUUCAGCUGACAUUCCUUUUGUUGAGCCUGUCUUUGAUCAGCUCUGUCCCAAUCCAGUUACCUUGUAUCAGGACAUAACUAAACAUCGAGUACAAAUUAGUGUUCCUGGAUUUGAUGAACUAACAGUUUUUGUUGGUAAAAGAUCUAGAAGUCGCAUCUUCCAGCUAAGUCCACCUCGUAAUGAUAGAAGAUAUCACUUAAUUGUAACAGUACAGGUUGACCACCACACAACGAAGGUCAUUGUAAGAAGUCCUUUACAGAUUAUGAAUGACCUGCCUCUCCCUAUAAAUAUUUGUUUCAAAAAAAGCAUUUUAGAAAUGCUUGGGUCCUCCCUGGGUGAACUUCAUGCAAGGGUGGUGUCCCCAGUAAAUCCUUUUGAACCCCAUGUACCAAUGAUCACCCUCCAGCCUGACCAGAUUUUCACAGUACCUCUCACUGUGGCCUAUCAUUCAUCCUUACAUAUCCAGCCUGCAGCUGCUGACCAUAGUGUAAGUGAGUUAGGUGUGUGGUGGAAGGAACUACUGUCAUCAUCACGUUCCCAUAUCCUGACAUGUAAAGCGAAGAUAGAACAGGAUCCUACAAUUGCAGCUGCAGUGAUAAUUCAAGAAGGCAUGAAGCUGAGUAGCCUUCAGUGGGAAGGCUUAGGAGGAGUGUUACCUAACUACAUUCUGCGUGUGGUGCCACCUCUUGCCAUCCAUAAUCAUUUGCCAUGUACACUUGUUUUGACCCAUCCAACUCUAGGACAGCCACUCAUGCUAGAUCCUGGAGCACAAACCACUCUUUACAAAGUCAGUAUAGAGGAAAAAGUGAUCCUGCAAGUCCAAGUACUUAACUACUUGUCUAGUGAUUGGAGUGGUACCUUAGAGAUUGGAGCAGAGAAAGGCAAUGAACACCGCACUCUGAUACUCAGUCAUGGAGAUGGGGAUGCCCGCCGAAAAUUGGAAAUCACCCUGUAUACUGUUAGAUCUGGGUCAACAGCAAUUUAUGUGUACUCUCCUUAUUGGAUUGUAAAUAAAACUGGACUUCCAUUAUAUAUACGAGGUGCAAGAUCUAAAGUUAUUUAUGAAUUGAAUGGGCAGGAAGAGAUCAUCCUUUUCCGUUAUAAGAGAAACUACCCUCACAAACUAAAGAUUCGUGUAGUGGAAAGUGAUUGGUCACGCAGAUGGAGCUGUGAAGCAGUUGGCUCAUGUGGGGUUGUGGUAUGCACAGAUAAUAACCGAGGCAAGAAGUACAGACUGUUGGCUAAAGUAAAACAGUCAACACUAAAGGCUGAGAUGCCAAGUGAAGGUGUCCAAGGACACUCUCAUGGUAAGCUGCAUCUUACAAAAAUUGUGACCUUGAUGCCGUACUUCCUGGUGCGCAAUCUAACACAGCGGCCAUUAAGAUUUAUGCAGGAGAAUGAUAAAGUCGAGUUGUGGUAUGAUAUUCCCCCACAACAGUGUAUGACAUUUUGGCCAGACAGUGAAAACAUGCACAUGGUGGUUCGUUAUCGAGACCAGCAAGUUAGAUCUCAGCAUUUCCAUUUCAAUUCUAACCAUUCAACAGUAUUGCGGAUGGAGAAAGGGCGAGCCCUUACUGCAAGUGUAUCAGGUGUUGGAUCAGACAAUCCCGUCACAGUAACAUUUGACAGAUAUCAAGCAGGAGAUGCACCUGUUAAAAUUGAGAACUGGUGUGAGGAUGUCCAUUUACGCCUCCACCAGAAAGGCUCCAACCAGACACAUCUCCUAGCACCUCAUCAGUCACAACUAUAUACUUGGGAUGAUCCUACACUGCCACAUGAGCUUCUUUGGAAUAUCUAUAAUAGAAAGAGUGAGGAUAUUUUAGCUGUCAUCAAUAAGGAUGAGCAUGGAAGUAAGUGUGUGACUGUCACAUCCCUGAAGCCAGGCCUUGUUAGAACCAAAUCCCAAUCCAGUUUAGGCACUCCAAAAACGAGGCCCAAAAGACUCAGCCCACGUCCUAGAGCCAAGACUAUCGCCUCUUGUUCCUCUACUGACUCUGAAGAUGAAGAUCCAGACAAUGUGGCAAAAACUCGUAAAGACAAGAUACUGGUCCACUGGGUGAGCUACAAGCAGGGAGACCAGAGAGUUUUGCUCUUUACUCAGUCUGAUCACUUAGCAGCAACUACACGCUUGCCUAUGGAAAGAGCCACAUUUGAAAUUUGUAUCGCACUUGAGAAACUUGGCAUUUCCCUUGUUAACAAAAGACAAAGAGAAAUUGCAUAUUUAAGCCUCAUGCCAGGAGCACCCAAGUGGGAGUUAGAAGUGGAUGGAGUUUGGAAGGUUCCCCCAAGUCUAGAACUUGUGGCCUGGCUGGAGGACCAAUACCUCAAUAACAGGAGUUCUAAGGUCAACCUAAAGGGCUCACUCCAGAUCAAAAAGAAUCCAGUGAAAGUAGAGGUGGACUUAGCAAAAAUGUACAUGAUAAAGCCCUUCAGUGGGAAAUUACGGCGCACGAAGAGGCCCGCAAUCUGGCUGCAUUACAGACAUUCUCAGCACUAUUCAUUUGCCUCAGCUCAAAUACACAGGCUGCAGGUUGAUAACCAGUUGCUUGAUGCCGUGUUCCCGUCAGUCUUUUACCCUUCAAAUGAAAAUGGAGCCGUCCAUCCUUGUGUUUCCUCUUGCUUGCUACUUCACUCGGCAGCAGGACAGUUGACAACCAUCAAGCACCUGAGUUUGGUAGCUCAGGAGUUUCAUUUGAAAUUAGACAAAGGAUUCCUCUUAUCCAUGCAUGAAGUUUUGGAGCCAGUUCUGCCCAGCCUUCAUCCCAGUAAUGUUCACACUGAACUCAAGAAACUCAAAACACCUGUUAUCUUUUCUGCUAUGCAGAACUUACAGACAAAUGAUGAAGGACCGCAUGUGGAAAGAGUGUGCAUCGCUGGGCUUCGGGUUCGCUUCUCAUUCUCACCUCGAGGCACAGUGUUUGGUAGCCAGAGCAGCCAGAGCGAUGUGUUGGAGUGGUUCCUGACAUCCCUUGGUGCUACUUUAACAGAGAUGAAGAACAUCUCAAUAAGCAUUGGCCAUUAUGAAAGAGAAUCCAUUCCAUGGGACAAAUUGGUUGUAGACUUCAUGGAUCAUGCAAAAUAUCAAGUUGUUCAGCAGAUUUAUGUGUUAGUGCUUGGUCUGGACAUUCUAGGCAAUCCCUAUCAGCGACUGCGAGAUCUCUCACAGGGAGUUAAAGACUUGAUAUAUCAACCUGCUCUGGGAAUUAUAGAAGGACCAGAUGAAUUUGCUGAAGGAAUUGCUCGUGGAGCACAGAGUUUGAUGGGCCAUGUUGUGGGGGGCACAGCAGAUAGCCUUAACCUUAUAUCCUCUGCUAUUGGAAACACAAUUGCAGUGUUAUCAUUUGAUGAUGAUUAUAAGAAGAAACGUCUGCAGAGGUUAGAUAUGCAGAGCUCUCUGCCAGUCACUAUGAUCCAUGUUGGUAAGACCUUCGUCAUGGGAGUGGUUCAUGGAGUGUCAGGAGUUGUGGUCAAGCCUAUAAUGGCUUCAGGAGCACAGCAAGAUGGCGUUGAGGGAUUUUUCCGUGGUCUUGGGAGAGGUAUUAUGGGUCUUAUAACUAAACCAACCCUUGGGGUGAUCGACAGUGUAGCAAUGGCCUGUGAUAGCAUCAGGCGUGCUGUGGAUUUAGGCUAUGAUAUAAUUGUAAGAUCAAGAGUGCCACGUCAUGUCUCUCCCUAUGUAGCCAUGCGCCCAUACAAUAGUCAUGAAGCAGCUGGCAUGGCCCUCUUGGCUUCUCUCAACCAUGGACAUUACACACAGACAGACUGGUAUUUUGCCCAUGCACCAUUGUCGGAGUCAGAGCGACCAGAUAUAGUAUUAAUCUCAGACAAGCACAUCUUCAAGUUAGAGCGCUGUAGCAUGUGGGGAGGCUGGGAGGUCAGUUGGAGAGUGGCAGUAAGGAACCUUCUUCACCAGCCCACUAUCAAGGAUAACACAAUACUCUUAGUUCUCAGACAGGAUGAGAGUCAUAGUCAAUUGUCUGGUUCUGAGCACCAAAUCAAGAGCAAUGAUGUCAACGUCCUACUCUUUUUGGUGCGCUGCAUUGAAGUUUUGACAACACUCCACAUGGUAGAUCAACCUUGUCCCCGAAAUCAGUAAUCGGGUAUUCAUUGCCAGGACUCUAUUAAAGGUUGAUCAGUAUUUCUGGUGAAAGAGUUUGCUAAGAAAUAUACACUUUCCUUCUUCCUAGCAUGGCACUCAAAGUAUUCAGUUUUGAGUAUGCUGUCUUGUUUAUAAUCUUCAUGCAGUUGGUUAUGAUUUUAUUAUGGACUGAGAGAUUUUUUAAAUCAUACUGGAUAUAUAAAAUAGACUGAUAAUUUGAUACAAGAAAAAAAAUAAGUAGAACAAAUGGAAUCAUAGCUUUGUCAGUACUAUAAAUUAAAUAGUAAAAUGAUUGUGCACAAGAAAAUGAACUAUUUUCAAUAUGAAUAUGCAUUGCAAAAUGAAUUUAGACUAAUUUAGCAGUAUGCAUCCAUGAAAUUGAUAAAGAGGAGU
This is a messenger RNA of Penaeus vannamei (Pacific white shrimp), 11315 nucleotides long. The record is from RefSeq and is a predicted model, not a curated record. NCBI's taxonomy places the organism in Eukaryota, Metazoa, Arthropoda, Malacostraca, Decapoda, Penaeidae.